AUGGGUAAAGGAUAUUACACGUUAAAAUUCCAUAAUAAGGAGGAUAAAGCGAAGGCAAAAUCGCAUCUUAUUUGGGAUCUUCCCGCAGGCUCUUUAAGAUUGCGUGAUUGGGUUCGUUACUUUAAUCCUUACAAAGAAUCUUCUUCGUUAGCACAAGUGUGGGUUAGAAUUUAUUAUUUGCCUGUCGGUUUUUGGCACCCUGAAGUUUUAGCAGGCAUCGGACGUUGGCUUGGGCAGCCUCUGAAAAUUGAUGGUAAUUCUAUGGAUGAUGAAGUUGCGCACUUUGCGAGAAUUUUGGUGGAGAUCGAUUUAGCUCAACCUUUGCCAGAGACAAUGGCUAUUGAUGACGGUGAAUAUUCCUUUAAUAUUGAAUUCAACUAUGAGUAUCUCCCACUUUUUUGCACACGAUGUAGAAUAACUGGACACUCGGUGGAUAAAUGUCGGAAAGGGAAAAGGGUGACCAAGGCUGCUGAGGAAUUAGUUAAACCAAAAGAACCUGAGUGGCAUGCUGUUGGCAAAGAUGUGAACAAACCCUCCUCCUCAGGAAAGGACGUGUCGAAGGAGCUUGAGAAUAUUCUAGCUGCUGAGCCAGAAGAGCAACAAAAAGGAGCUCGGGACCGAAUCUCCUUGAAGCGAUGUGUUUUGAAUGAUCUGGGAUUUCAUGACACGGAAGUAGGAGCUGCUUCACAGCAAGGUUUUCAGCAAGAUCAAAACGUUGGUGGUCAUCAAGAUCUUGAGGUUACGAUAGUUCAGGAAAAUGAGCUUCAUUCUCCGAGGCGGAAUGAGGAGAAUAUUCAUGCUACAGAAAGAUCUGCUGGAAGGAAAGAUUCUACUCGUCAAAGAGUUCCUUCAGACCAUUUAGAGAAAAGAGUGGCUGGUGGUGGUCAUAGUGAGAUCGAGCUACAGAAGGUUUCUACUUCGGAUGGUGAGAAAGACGUUUUAGAGGAUACAGAAGGAUUGACGGAGAUGCACGUCUUGUCGUCAGGGAAAGCUAGUUCAGAGGAACGUGAGGAAACAAAUAUUGCUCUGGGGAAUGAAGUCUCGAUGGCAAAAGAGGAUCCUCCCAAACACGGUCGAGGCCGUCCUACAAGGCAAGACCAGGCAGCUCGUAAUCAUAAUAAAGCGCUCCUGAUGCAACAAGAGAGUAUUAAAAACCGUUUAAGGAAAUCAGUGGAGGCGGGUCACAGGCCAUGUGAUUUCAUGGUUGAUUAUAGUAACACUGAUAGUUUACGAGCAAUGGAUAACGUUGUGCACAAGCAAUGGGGUAAUGAAGCGGAUCUGGCCACUGAGUUCAUCGAGUCUCCCUCUUCUGGUCUUCGGUUUACGUGGUCUGGUCGCCGUUUUCUUCCACGUCAUGUGGAAUCCUUGCUUGAUAGAGCAAUCUUCUCUUCCAGUUUUGCGGAUCUUUGGACUGACAUUAAUACGCAUUGUAGAGCUGGCUUGGAUAAUGGUCGACGUUCUUUUAAGUUCCUGAAUAUGUGGGUGACUCACCCUAAUUUUCAGGAAAUGGUGGAUUCUUCUUGGACAGGGCAGCAAAAGCUGAUGGAGGUUCAGAAUAAGAUAUCGAUUUUGGGGUACACUAACGAGUACUUUGACGAGGAGGUCGAGGCUCAAGCCUCUUUAAGCACUCUUUUGGAUCGGGAGACCAUUCAACAUCACAUUAUUGAUUUCUUCUCAAACCUGUUUAAGGAGGAGGGGCAGGUUCACGUAGAGAGGGUUCUGCUUGAAGCGAUUAUUGAUCAAUAUGUUUCUGACGAGCAGAAUGAUAAUCUUACUGGUAUUCCUGACGAUGAUGAAAUCACGGCUUCGGUUUUUGGUAUGGAUGCUAAUAGCUCUCCUGGGCCCGACGGUUUCUCUGGUCGUUUUUGCCAAAGUUGUUGGAACACGAUCAAAGCUGACAUCUUUGUUGGGUUAGAGCUUUCUUCCUCAACUCUUAUUUGCCUGCUGGCUGUAAUGCCAGUUCUCCGUGUGAAUGGUUAUCAUGAGAGAUUUAUUAGAUGGAUCUCUAUCAUCUUUACUUCUGCUCGCAUCUCCAUUCUUUAUAAUGGGCAGUUGAGUGGCUAUUUUGCGUGUUCUAGAGGGGUGCGACAAGGAGACCCUCUCUCUCCUAUUCUUUUUGGUAUUGCUGAAGAUGUCUUGAGCCAUUUGUUCUUGAACUGUGUCCGAUCUAAGCAUCUGGUCCCUAUGGAUUUUAGUCGGAGGUCUCUAUUUCCCACUCAUCUUCUCUAUGCGGAUGACAUCUUGAUCUUUUGUAAAGCUACUGUGAAAAAUGCGCGUAAGAUCAAAGAGAUUCUCGACCUCUAUGGUGAGCUUUCUGGUCAGCUUUGUAAUCCUGUCAAAUCUCACGUGUUUUUUGGCUCUGGGUUUCUAACUCUAUCAAGAAUGGGGUUACUCGGUAAGGACUUCGCUCAUUCUAUCUUGAGCACGCGGUAUUUGACAAGGUUCGGUUAUGCCAAAGCUUAUCUGGCGUCUUUCCCGUUUUGGAUGGGAAUUCAGGAGCAUGUGAAUAAUUUGAUUGAUCACUCUUAUUCUUACGUUGGGACUGGUGAUCACACGUACUUUUGGCGUGAUGAUUGGCUGGGUUAUAAGUUGUGGGAAAAACUCCAUAUUCCGCCUUUUAUGCUGGAUUUUCUUAAUCAGGCGGUGUCUCACAUUUACAGGGAAGGAAACAAUGCAACUGACCUUAUGGCUAAUCAAAAUCGUUCGGAGGGCUGGUGGCCGUUUGCGAUUGAUGAGAUUAAGGAUGCCGUGUUGGGGACUUUUUUCGAACACCUGGUGCUCUCUGUUGGGUGGGUUCUUUUUGGAGGCGGCAGUUCAGUUGCUCGUUUUGCUAUGUGCCUGGUUGGCGCACUCUCUUCUGUUGGUGGGAUCUUUGGGGGCGUUGUAUGCAAAGGGCUGGUUGCUCGUUUGGUUUUGGAGCGUCAUGCUGCUGAUGGUGGCUGGGUCGGGCAGCCUCUCUGUCUUUUUGCAAGAUCUCGAGCGUGCUCGGAGCUGGGGAUGAGAAGGUCGUCCAUUGGCUGUUCUGCCGUGCCGGAGGGAGUCUAG
Salvia miltiorrhiza (redroot sage) is the source of this 3045-nucleotide messenger RNA. RefSeq lists its product as uncharacterized. Lineage: Eukaryota; Viridiplantae; Streptophyta; Magnoliopsida; Lamiales; Lamiaceae. Bases 1 to 3045 code for a protein of 1014 amino acids. The transcript is spliced from 11 exons. The record is from RefSeq and is a predicted model, not a curated record.